This is a messenger RNA of Astrephomene gubernaculifera, 1980 nucleotides long. NCBI's taxonomy places the organism in Eukaryota, Viridiplantae, Chlorophyta, Chlorophyceae, Chlamydomonadales, Astrephomenaceae. The record is from the annotation of a GenBank genome assembly.
AUUUACCUAGUACUCCGUUGCGAUGAUUUUCAUUGACUUGCAAUCAACCUUAACGGGCCAAGCAGGCUUAAGGCGAGGAGGUAUUAGAACAAUCCUUGUUUGCAUCACUAUGUGCUGAGUUAUGGUGCUUGACGUAUAAAACUAUUUUGACAUAGAAUAGGUAGGCGACUGUGUCCCUCGCUCGCUUCUCAAGCCGUUCAGAGCAAUCCUCGACACAGCAAUAUGGGCAAGGUCAGAUAGCGAAAGGGAUACUUUCAACGAUGCUAUGCCGAAGGAUCAGCCCGGUCCAGCAGCUGCAGUUGCUGGCGCCGCUGUUGCUCCUGCUCUUGCCGCUGCCAGCGCUGGGACAGCAAGUCUGCCUGGAGGCAGCGCAGAGGAAUGCUCUUCUAUCAUUCUACAGCGCUACAGGAGGCCCCGCUUGGAUUCGCCGGGAAAAGUGGAACACGUCGGAGACUUGCACGUGGACUCAUCGCAAUUUUGACACCUCGGCGCCCCUGACAUCCUAUGGAACAGUCGAUCUGCCUAGCCACUGCUGUUGGGACGGCGUAAAAUGCUGCGUCUCCGAGGUUGACGUCCCACUCUUUGCUUCUUGCACCCAGUACCAGUGCAAUUGCACAAUCGGCCUGGUAACCGGCCUUGCGGUCGGCCGCAACGGCCUAACAGGGCGUCUCGAGGAAGCUCUGAGCCCCGCCGUCUUGCAGGACCUAGGCUGCGAGCUGCGGCUGCUGUUCCUCGGUGGAAACGCGCUGAGCGGCCCUCUACCGGAGGCGCUGACUGGGCUGCCGGACCUGCGCUUGCUAACAGUGGCCAGCAACCGCCUGGACGGGACCCUGCCCGCCUCCCUCUCCCGCCUCUCCCUGCUGGAGGAACUGGACCUCUCCAGCAACCGCCUUACGGGCUCCGUUCCCAGGGAGCUGUGCGGCGGCAACACCCGCUUCAGCCCCCUGCGCGACCUCAUGCUCUCCAACAACAACCUAACGGGGGAGCUGAACCUGCUGGAAUGCGAUUCGCUGAUCAAUCUAGACAUGCAGAACAACAACCUGUACGGCAACUUGCCGGAUUUCUCGUCGUACCGGCAGUUACACAUCCUGCGGCUGGGCAACAACUCCUUCAGCGGCCCCAUUUCGCCGCCGCCGUUUGACUUGCGGAUGUUGGUGGUUCUGGACCUGUCGGAUAACUACCUCACCGGCACCAUUCCCAACCUGGUUGGCAACGGCAGCCACCUCACGCUCGUACGGCUGUACGGCAACCUCCUGACCGGCAGCGUCCCGGCCGACAUCUUCUCGCUGGGCAGUCUGGGCAACGUCAUGCUGCAGAACAACAAGCUGGCGGGGACACUGCCCGAGAACAUCGGCUCGCGGGCUGGUCAACUUGCAGCUCCGCAGUAACUUCCUGUACGGCAGCCUGCCUGAGUCACUCAGCAGCCUGGCGAUUAGUAAGGCUAGUGUGGAUUUGUCGCUGACCAACCUCUCCUGCUGCGGCUACGACUGGGACGGUCAUGGGUACAGGCACUUCAACUACAGCCGGCCGCGGCUGCCCGCCUUCCUGGGCCUCUCACCCAACGAGGCCCGACCCGUGGUUGACACCGGUAGCCUCAGCUUUGCGAACAUGAGGUGCCCCUACCUUACCCUGGCAGCGGGCGGCGCACCCCCCGGCACCUCCAACGCUGUCGUACCGCUGGCUGACGGUUCGUACGGCACCGCUCUGUACUACUACGGCAAUGGAUCCAAACCGCUUCCCAUGCUGCCCAACACAACCGCCAACAUCGAAGCUUCAAAUGUGCUGUACUGGGGAUUGGAUCCAGAGUACUACAUGUACGAAGGUUGCUUCUGUACGGAGGGCUUCCGCGGUCGCUGGAUCCAGCCCACGGAGGGGGUUCCCUCCAUGGGGCCCCGGCUGGUGUGUGUUCACAUACCCAACCCAUGGUUCCGCGCCUACCCCUGGAUCCUGGUGCUGGUGGUGGCGGGGGGCCUGCUGGCG